AUGGAACCCACUCUCGACAAGUGUCCUGGUUACAACCUAUAUAUUGGCGGAUUCAUUGGACUACGACGUCCGCAAGCUUUGAAAAAUGCCAACAUUACACAUAUAGUUUCCGUACUUGAUUGGGAAUUCAAAGACGAUGCUCCACUGAUCCGCGGUUACAAGCAUUUCCAUAUACCUGUGGAUGAUGUUGAGGACGAGAACCUGCUCGAGUGGUUUCCGCGAAGCAAUGCUUUCAUACAGCAGGGUCUUGACUACAGGCCUGAUCGUGGUCCCAAUUCGAGCAGUGGCGUCAACAAUCUUGAUGAGAAGGGAAGUGGAGUUUAUAUUCACUGCGCCAUGGGCAAAUCACGAUCAGCAACUAUUCUACUAGCAUACCUACUGUGGUUAUCUCGGCAAACCCCGCUAGCUCAAGGUUCCGAAAUAUCAGAUAUGGUAGCUUUACCACGCAAACCCUUGUCCGUGGUUGAAGCACUGCAAUUACUCCGACAAGGAAGGCCAAUCGCCGAGCCUAACGAGGGUUUCAUGGACCAACUCCACAUGUAUGAGGACAUGGGUUGUCCUACAACGGAGAAGGAACUAACAAAUCACAAAAUCUAUCGUCGAUGGAUGAACAGACGGAAAGUCGAAGAGAGCCUCAGAACGAUGCAGGCGCCAGAAAUGGAAAACAUAAUUUUCGAGGAUGAGCCGUUUGAGAAAGAAGCAAACACCUCGAGUAAAGAGAGGAUGACAGAAAUUGCACCUGGCAUACUGGCUCCAGACGGCACUACCGAAGAUAAAGCUCGACAACAUCCACAUUUGCAAGCCAUGUCGCAAGUCAGCAUCAAAUGUCGAAAGUGCCGGCACGUGCUGGCCACCACACCUUUCGUCGUGGAGCACGAACCUCCUCCACACCGAGAUCCAAAUUCGCAUGAACAGCCACAUAAAGACGGCACACCUCUGCCGCCACCACAAUGCGCCCACAUCUUUCUGCAUCCUUUGUCCUGGAUGAAGGAAGUACUUGCGGAAGGAAAGAUGGAAGGCAGAUUGACCUGUCCGAACAAAAAGUGCGGUGCUAAUGUGGGCAAGUUCGCUUGGACAGGCCUACGCUGUUCCUGUGGUGGUUGGGUAACUCCAGGUUUUGGUAUUAUCAGGACUAAGGUUGAUGAAAUCGUGAAUCAACGUCGUCCAAGUCCGUCAUCGUUUGCUAACAAGCCGAGCACGCAGUCUGCGGGUCAAGAUACAUCGUGUUCGACUGGGUCGACAUCUGCUCUCCGUCAUCCUCCAGGUUUGAAGUCCAAGGGCAAUUUGUAG
Molecule: messenger RNA, 1290 nt
Organism: Lithohypha guttulata
Lineage: Eukaryota; Fungi; Ascomycota; Eurotiomycetes; Chaetothyriales; Trichomeriaceae
Gene: YVH1
Product: tyrosine protein phosphatase yvh1
Exons: 3
Coding region: 1-1290 (429 amino acids)
Biological process (GO): protein dephosphorylation
Cellular component (GO): nucleus
Molecular function (GO): protein tyrosine/serine/threonine phosphatase activity
Source: RefSeq, a predicted model, not a curated record